CAGGAAUGUUGGAUGUCCCCAGCCGUUGAUUGCAUCAACACCGCCCUCUCUCUCUCUCUCUCUCUCUCUAUUCUCUCUCGUUUGUCGCUCGUCUCUUUAAAAUCUCCUCCUCCCCGUACUCGAACGAAGGCCAAAACAAAAUCCUCGGGCAAUCUCCCUUCUUACCCUCCCCUUGUUUUCUUUCUGAUGGAGACGACCGAAGCGCCGCUUCCACUCCUCGACGCGAACCAAAGAAGCAAAAACGGCGGCGGCGGCGGUGGGGCCACCUCCGCCCAGACCCUCGGCAACAUCGUGGUCUCCCUCCUGGGCACCGGCGCCCUCGGCCUCCCCUACGCCUUCCGCGUCUCCGGCUGGCUCUCCGGUUCCCUCGGCCUCGCCGCCGCUGCUGCUGUCGUUUAUUACUGCAUGCUCCUUCUCAUAAGAUGCAGAAAUAAAUUGGAAGAAGGACGAGAUAAAGAUGGGGCGGCGGUCCAGAUCCAAACCUAUGGAGAUUUGGGCGCGGAGGCAUUCGGAGUCCCCGGCCGCUGCCUGACCGAAGUACUUGUCGUCAUCUCCUAUGCCGGCACCACCGUCUCCUAUCUCUUCUUCAUGGGUGAAAACCUCUCCUCCGUCUUCUCCUCUUACGGCAUCUCGCCCUCAGCAUUCGUCUUUGCGCUCCUCCUCCCCCUCGAGGCUGCUCUUUCCUUCAUCCGCUCCUUCUCCGUGCUCGCCCCCUUCAGCAUCUUGGCCGACGCAUGCAAUGUCCUCGCGAUGGCCAUCGUCCUUGCGGUGGACGUUCAGCAGCUUAGAAAGCCUUCGGGGAAGGCCAAAAGGAGCGCUUUUAAUGGUGCUUGGAGCUUGCCGUUCGCCGGAGGUGUGGCCGUGUUUUGCUUCGAGGCAUUUGGGUUGACGCUGUCGCUGGAGGCAUCGAUGGCGGAGAGGAAAAAGUUCCCUUGGGUGCUGCUUCAGGCGUUUCUUGGGACUGCAGCGGCUUAUAUAUGUUUUGGAGUUUUUGGUUAUCUGGCUUAUGGCGAAGACACAAACGAUAUCAUAACGCUGAAUCUUCCAAGCAACUGGCUUGCUUCCAUUGUUAAGGUUGGACUUUGCAUUGCUCUAGCAUUUACCUUUCCGAUGAUUAUUCAUCCAGUCAAUGAGAUCAUAGAGAACAAGCUGGACUCGAGCGAAUGGUUUCAGAAGCUCUGCCAGAAUUUACCAGGUAGGAAUUGGUUAGGACUGCAAGCUGUCCGCUUGCUGAUUGUGGUGGCUGUGGCCUUUUUAGCUACUUCAGUUCCAGGCUUCGCAAUACUCAUAUCAUUUACAGGGAGCACGGUCUGCGCGCUGCUCGCUUUUGUCUUGCCUGCCACAUUUCACCUCAAGCUCUUGGGGUCUUCCUCGACUCCAUUGCAGAGAGUGUUGGAUUACAGUAUACUUGCCACUGGCCUGGUAUUUGCAGGGUACAGCAUUUACAGUGCCGUGUCAGGUCACUCUAUGGGGUUCAUGACUUGAUUUCGUUUACAGGCCUGUGUAUCUUUUUCCUUUUUCUCUUGAUUCAUUCUUCUGUUUUUGUGACAAGAAUGAGGAAAUUACGUCAACUGGUUUCAAUGAGAACAUCACAAUAUGGGAUUUGGUUUUGCGAAGGGCAAACUGAAGAAAUUUUUUUCCCUUUGCUUGCAGCUCAGCUCGAUGGACAUGUUUGCAUCGCUGUUCGCAUCAUGCUAGUGUAUAACUUCCAUUUCCAGAGCUAUCAAGGUGUGGUAGUAGUUCAUUAUAUGCGAUUGCAUGAAGCACAAGAUUGAAAGGAGAGCAGGAAUACGGGGAGCUCGACCAUUUACAUAAGUUCCUAAGGCCACCAUGUCGCAAAUCUUGCAUAUUAUCAUGCAGUGAUCCCACUGGAGAAAGCAGGAGAUACGACAAGUGGGAGCCUGACACUGUGAUUGGAUGUCGGCAGCAAUUGUUCUUGUUUCACCCAUCGCAUGGUCUUCAGCCUUGGCAAAGGCUUUUGAGGAAAUGAAUUGGGGCUCACAAGUAUCUAUCCACAAAAUAAGCA
Phoenix dactylifera (date palm) is the source of this 2026-nucleotide messenger RNA. RefSeq names its product amino acid transporter ANT1-like. Gene Ontology annotation, cellular component: vacuolar membrane. Gene Ontology annotation, biological process: amino acid transmembrane transport. Gene Ontology annotation, molecular function: L-amino acid transmembrane transporter activity. Lineage: Eukaryota; Viridiplantae; Streptophyta; Magnoliopsida; Arecales; Arecaceae. The record is from RefSeq and is a predicted model, not a curated record.